Messenger RNA from Oncorhynchus tshawytscha (Chinook salmon), 1190 nucleotides. RefSeq names its product solute carrier family 66 member 3-like. Lineage: Eukaryota; Metazoa; Chordata; Actinopteri; Salmoniformes; Salmonidae. The transcript has 7 exons. The coding region runs from base 155 to 778 and encodes 207 amino acids. The record is from RefSeq and is a predicted model, not a curated record.
ACUUGGGGUAAAAAAAACAACAACAUAGGGGUGGUGUAAUGUGUGCGGAAGUGAAAUCAAAACUCCGUGCAAGCCACUUCGAUCCUAUCAUAGUUAGUAGUCGUUAGUGAUCUACGAGCCAAAAGUCGAUAGAUCUUCAUCUAAUUGUGAAAUCAUGGAAUCAGACAAGGUACUACAUAUCGCUAACUUUAGCACACUGUUUGUGUGCAUGGUGCUAAAGUUUCCGCAAAUAUUUGUUUUGAUGCGCGCGAAAUCGACAACGGGUGUCAGCCUCAACAGUCUUCUGCUGGAGCUAACCGGGUUCAUUGUGUUUGUCACCUACCAGAUGUACUAUGACUACCCACCCCCAACCUACUUGGAGUACCCCAUCCUCAUUGCUCAAGAUGUCAUCCUCCUGCUCUUGAUUCUACAUUACAAUGGCAGCCUGAAGCAGAGUCUGAUCUAUGCAGUUGUGUUUGUGGUAGGCUGGCAACUACUCACUGUGCAGAAGUGGAUAAUUGAUCUGGCCAUGAGCCUGUGUACUUUCAUCAGUGCUGGCAGUAAAUUUGCCCAGCUCCAAUGCCUGUGGCAGUCCAAGGACUCAGGGCAGGUUAGCGCCCUCUCCUGGGGUAUGGCUACUUACACAUGUUUUGCAAGGAUUUACACCACCAGUGUGACAACUGGAGACAUGCAGGUUCUGGUGCGAUUUAUUGUCAUGGCACUUCUGAAUUCAUGGGUGCUAGCUACAGUCUUGUACUACAGGAAAAGGGCUGGGGAAGUACAGAAGAAGCAGGAUUAAGUCUCCUGUCACACACAGUUAUUACCUCCAAUGUCUAAAACCGGACAAUUUGUCUGCACUCCCUCUUCUUUCAGUGUUUAAUUUCACCCAGACAUGAAGCUGAGAACUGGACUGUGUGGGUGACAAAUGGACAGGUGGCAACCCUUUUGGCAAACCAACCAUUCUGAUAUCAAAAGGAGGGUUCUUUUUUCUAAAAUGUUUGGGACCAUUCUUUCAAACAUUCCGUUUGACAACAGGUCAAGUUAGUACAAAAGAUUCAAAAAUGUGUUGAGCUAAUAUAUUGGGUGCUAUAUUGGGUGUAUUAAUCCUUUCUGUUGAGAUGCAGAUGUUUCUCAGGAUAAAACAUUAAACAGCUGUAAUUUUCAAUGUAUUUUCUAAAGAUUUUAAUCAAUAAACCAUACCACCUUUGAAA